AGGUUUCUGCGAAAAAAAAAAAAAAGGACCAACAACCGCGGAGAAUUUUUUAUUUCUCGCCUGCAUGCCAUGGCCAGGCUACAGCAUCUGCACAAAAGGGAAACUGUCGUGCUUUUUGUCGCUUGGGACGGAGCGCAAGGCGGCCCUCCGCUCACCAUAGCACCAAUGGUACACCAAGGGAUUUGCUCAAAUAGAAUGCAAAAUGGAUGGGUGGCAAUCAGCCCGAAAGGAACACUGCUUUGGCAAGCCUGCAUCAUCGCGGAGCGGGGAAUUUUUCCAAGCUCACUGAGAGACAUAGAAGGUGGUGUAAUACCAUGAGGAUGACGAGGAGUUGUGAAAAAAGGCUCAGCAGAAGGACAAGAAAACUU
Molecule: messenger RNA, 368 nt
Organism: Linderina pennispora
Lineage: Eukaryota; Fungi; Kickxellomycota; Kickxellomycetes; Kickxellales; Kickxellaceae
Exons: 1
Coding region: 70-318 (82 amino acids)
Source: RefSeq, a predicted model, not a curated record